Molecule: messenger RNA, 1379 nt
Organism: Grammomys surdaster
Lineage: Eukaryota; Metazoa; Chordata; Mammalia; Rodentia; Muridae
Gene: Htr1f
Product: 5-hydroxytryptamine receptor 1F
Exons: 1
Coding region: 37-1137 (366 amino acids)
Biological process (GO): chemical synaptic transmission; G protein-coupled receptor signaling pathway, coupled to cyclic nucleotide second messenger
Cellular component (GO): dendrite; plasma membrane
Molecular function (GO): G protein-coupled serotonin receptor activity; neurotransmitter receptor activity
Source: RefSeq, a predicted model, not a curated record
CUUUCUUCAACUAUAUUAACCUUUUAAACAAAAAAAAUGGAUUUUUUAAACUCGUCAGACCAAAACUUGACUUCUGAGGAACUGUUAAACCGAAUGCCAUCCAAAAUUCUGGUAUCCCUCACUCUGUCUGGGCUGGCAUUGAUGACAACCACCAUCAACUCCCUUGUGAUCGCUGCAAUCAUUGUGACUCGGAAGCUGCACCACCCAGCCAACUAUUUAAUUUGUUCCUUGGCAGUUACAGAUUUUCUUGUAGCUGUCCUGGUGAUGCCUUUCAGUAUUGUGUACAUUGUGAGAGAGAGUUGGAUUAUGGGACAAGUACUCUGUGACAUUUGGCUGAGUGUUGACAUCAUCUGUUGUACAUGUUCCAUCUUGCAUCUGUCGGCUAUAGCCUUGGAUAGGUACCGAGCAAUCACAGAUGCAGUUGAGUACGCCAGGAAAAGGACUCCCAGGCAUGCUGGCAUCAUGAUUACAAUAGUGUGGGUUAUAUCUGUGUUCAUCUCUAUGCCACCUCUCUUCUGGAGGCACCAAGGAACUAACCGAGAUGAUGAGUGUAUCAUCAAACAUGACCACAUUGUUUCCACAAUUUACUCCACGUUUGGAGCUUUCUACAUCCCGCUUGUAUUGAUAUUGAUCCUCUACUACAAAAUAUACAGAGCAGCAAGGACACUAUACCACAAGAGACAAGCAAGUCGGAUGUUGAAGGAGGACCUGAAUGGCCAAGUCCUUUUGGAGAGUAGUGAGAAGAGCAUUAAACUGGUCUCCACAUCGUACAUGCUAGAAAAAUCCUUAUCCGAUCCAUCAACAGACUUUGAUAGAAUUCAUAGCACAGUGAAAAGUCCCAGGUCGGCGUUGAAGCAUGAGAAAUCUUGGAGAAGACAGAAAAUCUCAGGCACUAGAGAACGCAAAGCAGCCACUACCCUGGGAUUGAUUUUGGGUGCAUUUGUAAUAUGUUGGUUGCCCUUUUUUGUAAAAGAGUUGGUUGUUAAUGUCUGUGAAAAAUGUAAGAUUUCUGAAGAAAUGUCAAAUUUUUUGGCAUGGCUUGGUUACCUUAAUUCCCUUAUAAAUCCACUGAUUUAUACCAUCUUUAAUGAAGAUUUCAAGAAAGCCUUCCAAAAACUUGUACGAUGCCGAUAUUAGGAUAAAAGAAGCCUAUUUUUAAAUGGUGGAGGCUUUACUUGUUGGGAGGAUAACUAAAUGAAUGUACAAUAAUAAAACAUUUAAAUUUUUAGAGAAAAUAUAUUAAGACUGCUAAAAUUAUAAGAGGAUAAAUUUAUUUUUAAUAACACCAAGAAAAUAAGAUGUAUUAAUCUGGCCAUCAUUUUAAUGUUCUCAAGAUUAGGAAAUUAUUUAUGCAGCUCAGCUCACAAUAUUUUGUCUAU